AUGUUGGGAAGGCUGCUGCACCUGGGCUCUGGAGGCCCUGCCACGCCUACAGUUGAGUCAAGCAGCAACAAUGCGUCUCGCCCGAUUCUGUCCCUCGAAUCAGUGCAGGAGGAUAUUCAUACUCGCAACCUUCUCUUUCCCGAUGCUCAAGCCCUGUACCAACACCGGAACGAUCAGGUUUUCCCCCUAUCCACUACGCCUACUACGCCAGGCAUAUCUACGGCAAACGCUUUUGACUAUAGCGAAGAUGUCGAUCUUGAUGUCAAGGAUGUUCGAGUUGUUGUGAUGCAAGAUGCACUCGGUCCUGCCAAUGCGUCUCUUCUGUUCGAUAGUCACCCACCUCCAGAUGCCAUGGCGACCUCGGACCGCUCCCCUGCUCUUCAGGAAGCCAGAAGAGACCCUAUUUCAUCGCGCAAGGGCAGCUUGACCCAGUCAGCAAGGCCUUUAGUGAUACCAUCAGAGAGCCCUCAGCCUCGACAGGGUGCCUUUGAUCGCCGGGCAUCUAUCCACAGCCGAAGUCAGAGCUACCAUGAAACCGAAUCGCAGAGAGCUGCCCGCGAGUAUAGGGAGGAACUGGCGACCUUCUCCAGUUGCAUAUUUGGGAAUUCCGAGCUGAUGGCAUAUAAGGGGACGUCGACAAAGGUCCAUGUAGUGCCAAGCGAGGCUCGCGCGAAUGAAUCAACUACGUCAUCUGUCUUCAGCGAUGGGAAGAGCUCCAUUGGCCGUUCAAGUGGUCGUUCCAGCAAGCUUUCGCAAUCCUACUCCUCGCAGGUUGUGUCGCCCACCAUCGGAGCCUCGCAUCCUCUCGGCGGAGUUCCUCCCCGUCAGAGUGAUAGACGCAAAGUUCUCAUUACGCGGCUGUUCCCUGUGAGUCUCGCCGCCGAUGACGCCGAUCAUAGUGUUACACCACAAAACCACAAUUCCGACGACAAUGGUGGUUUCCCUUUCCCUGCGCAAAGCGACGAAUCUUCUCACAAGAAGAAAAAGCCUCAACCGAAGCAGAGGCGUACACCCAUGUAUGCUGUGGUGCUCGUAGUGCAAAUCCCAAAGCCCUCGUCCAGAAUGUCGUCUGCUGUCCCAACCAAGUCUGUUUUCCGUGAGUCGGGCUCAUACCAGGAUCAGGAACUAUUUUCCUCAUCCUACAACUCUGCAAAAGCUGGCUGGAAUAUGAUGUCAACAUCAGGCAUGUAUGGAGAGGCCGCAGAUUCUCUUGACAUUGAGGAUAGGAUCGACUCUUUGACCCGACAUUGGGAUAUCAUCAUGAGAACCUUGACGCACCUCCAAUCGCUCGUCGCCACAACGAUACAUUCGAUGCUCAAGCAAGCUGACAGCACGUCUCCAGGCCCAUAUUCAGGGUCAUCCGGCUCGAAUUUCGUCUCUCGAACCCCUUCAAUGACAGAACGUCGCGGAAAUGAACUGCCCCGAGCUAAGCCACCUAAGAGCACCACUAAGCUCGUGUCAUUACUGCCAAACUGCCUCGCGGAUGAUGUCAACAUUGCCUCUGAAGUUGGUUUGGCGCGAAGUAGAAUCGUAAUGGGACUCAGCGCUGCUCGCGUUAUUACUGGCCAAGGUCGAUGGGGUAUUUGGCGUGACGAGGCCAUCUGGACGUCGAAGUGGGCAGCAUCCACGGAACGUACUGCUUUCUUUUAUAAUCUUUUGACAGGGUUCCUUGCAACUCAUACCGACUGGCUUCAAGCUUUGUGUGGCCCCUCAUAUCGUAAACGAGCCACUUUAGCCCGCCGAAAUAGAAACGAGGAGGACCUGUCUCUGCCGGCCCGGACCAUCAUCAUAUCCGACGAUAAAAUGGCCGCUCGUCGACUAAUUUUUCUUCUUUCUGCUUUCCUCCCUGCAAAUCAGCAGAUCCCUACUGCUAGAGCGCACAGGCCGAGUGCGUCGGCACCCGUUGGGGGAUAUUCCAACUCGCCGCCGACCUUCAUCAUACCCGUUCUUCGGGAAGAGUCUCUCCGUCGCAAAAUCAAUCGCCGAAGUGGGCUGAGACGGACGUCGCAUUCUAGGACCACAAGCCAGAGCGCUAGGAACUCAGGCCACGUUCCUCAGCUUGCGCAGAUUGGCCUUGACCGUAACCACCAAAGGCGAGCAUCUGAUGCAGCAUCAAUUCGUACGACAAAUUUGCCAAUGCUGGGAACUGACCUUGUCACGCGUAAGAGCAGCGCGGCGACGACCACUACCAUCAUGCCCGAGACGACCACACCUCACUUCACGAGCGUCCAGCAACGCGACUGCCAAAGACGAUCACGACCUGGAAGCAGCGGUAGUGUAGCAGCGGACGAUUUGAAGCGAUCUCUUAAGCGAGGCGAGCACAGUGGCCAGGCUGGUGGAGUUUCCCGACCGCCUAGUUCUGGAUUGAAAUGGGGCAAUUUGAUAAAUGGUCUUUGGAGUCCUCGUCGAAGAGACUCAAUGGACAGUGGUACUUAUAGUCAAGGCAGUGCUGAUCUUCGAUCUCCUAUCAAAACUAGUUUCGGCAGAACCGACAAGCUGUCCGAAAUAGUCAAGGAGUCUCCCGAGGAGCGAUUUGGGGCUGCAAUCGUGGACUCGGCACAGGAGGUCGACGCCCCUAGAGACAACUACAGCGGUGUGCGUGGACGAGGGUCCUUUGCACAGGCGGACCGGACGCCGGAUCCCACUGGUGCUUUCGAAUCCCCUGUAAAAACCUCGAUCAAUGCAGAAGACGGCGUGAUUGACGUUGAUGUGCCUUUCCCGGAGUAUAUCACGUCUUUCGAGUCGGCGAUUAGCUCCCCUUCCAGCAGCGGGUACUUGUCUACUCCCGGGCUGCCAAGUGGACUGGAAGCUUUUGAACAAACUCGCUUUGCCAUCGAAGGCGAUUUGCCUUUGAAUGCUGCAGGAUGGCUCAAUCGCUUUCACCCAGACUUUGCGUUGCAAGCCCUGCCUCCGCAGGAUAAUCUCCUUGACAAAGUCAAGGCUGCUCUGCGAGCGGAGCCGUCCCCGGCACCCACCACCCAAAGUAAUGAUCUGUCUGAACGCUGGGUUGAUGUAAGCAGCGUCAUGAUCGCAGAUGCCACCAAUAACUCCGUCUCCCGAAUUGUCUAUCGUCGAUUGGUCAAACCCAAGGCACAACACGACCCACCCAGCGGAAACCUUGGUGCUGGCGGAUAUACAAUGCAUACGCCAUCGAUCCUGCCUUAUGAGACCCAACUAGAAGAGGAGUGGAUUGAGGAGCCAAUCUUCACCUGCGAUGAAGCUCUGCGAGAUGCGGUUGAAAGGGCGAUUCAUUUCAACAGCGACGCCAGCAAAGGGAGCUCAACAACAUCAUCGUCACAAACCCCCAGCGACUUUCAAGGAAGCAUGGAGAGUGACAGUACCAUGCCCGACACUUUGUCGGAGGUCACUCAGCUGGCUAACCCUCCACUUGACGCUCCCAGAGUCCAGUGCAAGACGGUGAUUUUGUCUGCCCUCGAGGAUAUGUUUCGCGAAGCAGUCGACAGCCGGGACACGGGCCAUACUGGCCGCGCGAAUAAUCGACUCAACCGCCAUCGCCAUAGUAUCCUGUAUGACGCCGUGCGAGCCUGGGUGGCCAGCAUGGACGCUGUAGAAUAA
Messenger RNA from Metarhizium brunneum ARSEF 3297, 3576 nucleotides. RefSeq lists its product as uncharacterized. Lineage: Eukaryota; Fungi; Ascomycota; Sordariomycetes; Hypocreales; Clavicipitaceae. Gene Ontology annotation, cellular component: cytoplasm. Gene Ontology annotation, molecular function: ATPase inhibitor activity; protein-folding chaperone binding. The record is from RefSeq and is a predicted model, not a curated record.